Messenger RNA from Merops nubicus (carmine bee-eater), 600 nucleotides. RefSeq names its product regulator of G-protein signaling 1 (gene RGS1). The transcript is spliced from 5 exons. The record is from RefSeq and is a predicted model, not a curated record. The coding region runs from base 1 to 600 and encodes 199 amino acids. Lineage: Eukaryota; Metazoa; Chordata; Aves; Coraciiformes; Meropidae.
AUGCCAGGAUUUUUUUUCCCCCACAACAACAUGAGUGAAUUAAAUGGAAAAGAAGACUGCAGGCUUGCAGAAGACAAAAUCCAUAAAAAGAAGCAAAAGGCUUUUGGUGCAGAUCUCAAAAAUUAUUUGAAGUGCAUAGUACCACAUACUGAAUCUGGGAUCAAUACUUCUAACUCCAGAAAUGUCAUGCUUUCUGCAGAGGAAGUAAUACAGUGGUCCCAGUCUUUGGAAAAGCUCUUGGCCAGCCAGAGUGGUCAAGGUGUCUUUCGGGAGUUCCUGAAGUCAGAGUUCAGUGAGGAAAACAUAGAGUUCUGGUUGGCUUGUGAGGAUUACAAGAAAACCAAGUCUGAUCGCUUACAUGGCAAAGCAGAGAGGAUUUAUGAGGAGUUUGUUCAGUCGGAUGCUAUUAAACAGAUCAAUAUUGACUAUCAGAUGAGGGAAGCAACAGCCAAAAGGGCUCAAGACCCAACUCACACAAGUUUUGAUGAAGCCCAGAAAACCGUGUACAUACUCAUGGAAAGGGAUUCCUAUCCCAGAUUUUUGAAAUCCAAAGCCUACCUGAACCUGUUGAACCAACUGCAGACCAACACUUCAAAAUGA